AUGGAGCAGCAGGGAGCAGUCCGGGUGACUAAUGUCCAUGAACGGAGGGAAAUCCUGACGGUGCGCUCUCUGCAGUGCUUCCCCGAGCUGUCUGUGUUGCAGGCUGUCUUCUCCGGACCGUUUCAUGAAUCUUUAAGCUGGGAAUGCACCAGAGCCCCUAGCGUCUUAUUCACCCCAGACCCCAGCGUCUUAUUCACCCCAGACCCCCAGCAUCUUAUUCACCCCAGACCCCCAGCUUCUUAUUCACCCCAGGCCCCUAGUGUCUUAUUCAACCCAGACCCCAGCGUCUUAUUCACCCCAGACCCCCAGCGUCUUAUUCACCCCAGGCCCCUAGCGUCUUAUUCACCCCAGGCCCCCAGCGUCUUAUUCACCCCAGACCCCCAGCGUCUUAUUCACCCCAGACCCCCAGCGUCUUAUUCACCCCAGACCCCCAGCGUCUUAUUCACCCCAGACCCCCAGCGUCCUAUUCACCCCAGGCCCCCAGCGUCUUAUUCACCCCAGACCCCCAGCGUCUUAUUCACCCCAGACCCCCAGCGUCCUAUUCACCCCAGACCCCCAGCUUCUUAUUCACCCCAGACCACCAGCAUCUUAUUCACCCCAGACCCCCAGCAUCUUAUUCACCCCAGACCCCCAGCGUCCUAUUCACCCCAGACCCCCAGCGUCUUAUUCACCCCAGACCCCCAGCGUCUUAUUCAGCCCAGGCCCCCAGCAUCUUAUUCACCCCAGACCCCCAGUGUCUUAUUAACCCCAGGCCCCCAGCGUCUUAUUCACCCCAGACCCCAGCAUCUUAUUCACCCCAGACCCCCAGCGUCUUAUUCACCCCAGACCCCAGCGUCUUAUUCACCCCAGACCCCCAGCGUCUUAUUAACCCCAGACCCCCAGUGUCUUAUUAACCCCAGAACCCCAGUGUCUUAUUCACCCCAGACCCCCAGCGUCUUAUUCACCCCAGACCCCAGUGUAUUAUUCACCCCAGACCCCCAGCGUCUUAUUCACCCCAGGCCCCCAGCGUCUUAUUCACCCCAGACCCCCAGCUUCUUAUUCCCCCAGACCCCCAGCGUCUUAUUCACCCCAGACCCCCAGCGUCUUAUUCACCCCAGACCCCCAGCUUCUUAUUCCCCCCAGACCCCCAGCGUCUUAUUCACCCCAGACCCCCAGCGUCUUAUUCACCCCAGACCCCCAGCGUCUUAUUCACCCCAGACCCCCAGCGUCUUAUUCACCCAGACCCCCAGCGUCUUAUUCACCCCAGACCCCCAGCGUCUUAUUCACCCCAGACCCCCAGCGUCUUAUUCACCCCAGACCCCCAGCGUCUUAUUCACCCCAGGCCCCCAGCGUCUUAUUCACCCCAGACCCCCAGCGUCUUAUUCACCCCAGACCCCCAGCGUCUCUUUUCACCCCAGACCCCCAGUGUUUUAUUCACCCCAGACCCCCAGCGUCUUAUUCACCCCAGACCCCAGCGUCUUAUUCACCCCAGACCCCCAGUGUUUUAUUCACCCCAGACCCCCAGCGUCUUAUUCACCCCAGACCCCCAGCGUCUUAUUCACCCCAGACCCCCAGCGUCUUAUUCACCCCAGGCCCCCAGCGUCUUAUUCACCCCAGACCCCCAGCGUCUUAUUCACCCCAGACCCCCAGCGUCUCUUUUCACCCCAGACCCCCAGUGUUUUAUUCACCCCAGACCCCCAGCGUCUUAUUCACCCCAGCGUCUUAUUCACCCCAGACCCCCAGCGUCUUAUUCACCCCAGACCCCCAGCGUCUCUUUUCACCCCAGACCCCCAGUGUUUUAUUCACCCCAGACCCCCAGCGUCUUAUUCACCCCAGACCCCAGCGUCUUAUUCACCCCAGACCCCCAGCGUCUUAUUCACCCCAGACCCCCAGCGUCUUAUUCACCCCAGACCCCCAGCGUCUUAUUCACCCCAGACCCCCAGCGUCUUAUUCACCCCAGGCCCCCAGCGUCUUAUUCACCCCAGACCCCCAGCGUCUUAUUCACCCCAGACCCCAGCGUCUUAUUCACCCCAGUCCCCCAGCGUCUUAUUCACCCCAGACCCCCAGCGUCUUAUUCACCCCAGCGUCUUAUUCACCCCAGACCCCCAGUGUCUUAUUCACCCCAGGCCCCCAGCGUCUUAUUCACCCCAGACCCCCAGCUUCUUAUUCCCCCCAGCGUCUUAUUCACCCCAGACCCCCAGCGUCUUAUUCACCCCAGACCCCAGCGUCUUAUUCACCCCAGACCCCCAGCGUCUUAUUCACCCCAGACCCCCAGCGUCUUAUUCACCCCAGACCCCCAGCGUCUUAUUCACCCCAGCGUCUUAUUCACCCCAGACCCCCAGCGUCUUAUUCACCCCAGGCCCCCAGCGUCUUAUUCACCCCAGACCCCCAGCGUCUUAUUCACCCCAGACCCCCAGUGUUUUAUUCACCCCAGACCCCCAGUCUAUUAUUCACCCCAGACCCCCAGUCUAUUAUUCACCCCAAAAGUACUAA
Molecule: messenger RNA, 2472 nt
Organism: Bufo gargarizans (Asiatic toad)
Lineage: Eukaryota; Metazoa; Chordata; Amphibia; Anura; Bufonidae
Product: extensin-like
Exons: 3
Coding region: 1-2472 (823 amino acids)
Source: RefSeq, a predicted model, not a curated record